CGGCCAGCAAAACCCACCUGAAAGGCUGAAAAUUUUCCUUCCAAAUCGUCUCCAGUUCUGAAGGGAGAGUUUUAGAGAGAGAAAGGGAUCAACUUUCAGCUUCUUUCUUGAACUGUCUCUUUGUCCUUCUCCUUGGACGAGUUUAGGGUUCUCUGUUUGAGUUCCAAGAUGAUCCAUACUCUGAUAUGAUACUGGCUGAUGGUAUCACACUUCUUUGCAAUGACCUUCAGGUAUUUAUCUUGCUUGAUUAAGACUCUAAUCUUGCACUGCUCUGGAGGAAUUGCAAAUGUGGAGUUACCCUAAUAUGGUCUCUAUUCCAGAAGAAUUGAAACAGUUACGAUCUCUUGUUAAGUUGAUAUUCAGCAAUGUCAAAAAUUGAAGUUUAUUCCAAGCAUAGGGCUUGUCUCUCUGAAAACAGUAACUAUUAAGAAUUGUGAUGGAUUAGAGUGUCUACCGAGUGGGCUCUCAUCCUACACUGCUCUGGAGGAAUUGUAGAUGUGGAGUUGCUCUAAUUUGGUCUUUAUUCCAGAAGAAUUGAAGCAGUUACGGUCUCUUGUUAGGUUAGAUAUUUAGAAAUGUAAAAAAUUAAGGAGUUUCCCACAGGAGAUCUUGGUCUUACUUGUUAGCUUGAAGAGAUUAGAGCUUGGCCCUUUCUCAGAGGAGCUGGAGGAAUUCCCAAAUUUGAGUUCCACUACCACUUCCACUCCAGCCGCACUUGAAGUCUUGCAUUUGGAUGGAUGGGGGGAAUCACUAGUUCUGCCACAUCAUAUUUAACGGCUAUCUACCCUCAGGGACUUGACUAUCACAAGCUUCAAUGGAGUGGAAGAAGCUUUAUUGGAAACCUUUCUUGUCUUGAAACACUUCAAAUUAGGGAUUGUACUCGGUUAAGGCGUAUAUUAGGUGGGCUGUCAUCUCUUAAGGAACUGGUGAUAACAGAGUGCCCUAAUCUAGUCUCUUUACAAGGAGAGUUGAAGGAAUUGUGUUCUCUAGAAAUUUUAGGUUAUCCAAAAUUGGUGGGCUUCCUAGAGAAGAGUCUCGGCUGAUUAGAGAUCGGCCAUUUCUCAGAAGAGCUGGAAGAAUUCCCACAUUUGAGCUCCAUCCACGUCUCCCUUGAACAUUUUACUUUGAUGGGAUGAGAAAAACUAACUCACCUCCCACAAAUUCAACACCUCACUGCUCUAAAGGAGUUGAGUAUAGAGGGCUUCAAUGGAAUGGAAUUUUUGCCAGACUGGUUUAACAACUUGUCCUCCCUCCAAUGACUUUAUAUUUGGAACUGCCCAAACAAGUUAAAGGAAAGAUGCACCAAGGGAAGUGAUCCUGACUGGCACAAGAUUUCUCAUGUUCCAUACAUCGAUAUAAAUUUCCAGAUCAUCCAAUCCAAGACUGAGGCAAAGAGGUUUGAGUUUCUUUUUUCUCACAACUGCACUUGUACGAAUUCCCAACAUCAAAAUGUAAAAUCUCUCUCCUUAUCCUCUAUCAAUUAACUUGAUUGAUGCUGCUGCCUCCAUUGUUGUUGGGUGCUGCCAAUUAAUGUUAUCCCAUCUAAAUUAUUUAUUCUUUCUCUCAAAACAUAUAUAAAUUCAUAUUUUCAUUUUUCUCACUUUUGAUUCAUUUUCUUAUAAUGCAUGUAGAUGGAAUGAUGAUUUCUAGACACUUCUACAAGCUUCAACAUUGAGGUAAUUAAUUUAUGGCUCUUCACUUGAUCAAAUUAACUUUUCUUAUACAUUUGAGGAGUUUGAGGGACAAGCAAACUUUAUAUUUGAUUCAUUGGUAUAUCGCAUGUAGCCAAAUCUUACUGACUAAUCAAUGAGUUAAUGGAAACAAGAUUUCUAGAAUUCUGAAUCUAACCUUGAGUCAAGGAUAUUGAUUACUCUUCACUUGAUCAAUUUAACCCUUUGCCCUUCACUUUUAAUGAUCAACAAAGCCAAUUUUUUUCCUCAGUAAUUCAUAUGAAAAAGACAAAUUUUAAGACUUCUAUUCAUAAACUAAAAAUUCUUCA
This is a messenger RNA of Rubroshorea leprosula, 1999 nucleotides long. The record is from the annotation of a GenBank genome assembly. NCBI's taxonomy places the organism in Eukaryota, Viridiplantae, Streptophyta, Magnoliopsida, Malvales, Dipterocarpaceae.